AUGGCUAGCAUGGCAGAAGCCGUUCACCAAAGUCGGAAACCGAUGAAAUCUCGCUACAUCGCCCUACUAAGCGUCUUUGGGGUCAUCGGUGGUACAUUACUGAUGUUUCGCUUCCUAGCUCCCCAGCGAGGCAAAAUCAUCACCAAGGAGGAGGUAGCAGCGUACCGGGGUGGCGACACAGAUCAAACAGACCAAGGUGAGGCAUAUGGACACACUGCCCGGCCUCCACGAAAGGGAUAUCAAGUUCCCAGAGGAAGCGUGUGA
Molecule: messenger RNA, 264 nt
Organism: Penicillium coprophilum
Lineage: Eukaryota; Fungi; Ascomycota; Eurotiomycetes; Eurotiales; Aspergillaceae
Exons: 2
Coding region: 1-264 (87 amino acids)
Source: RefSeq, a predicted model, not a curated record